AUGGGAGACUUCAACAACGAUCCUCUCAUGCGCAACCAAAACGCCGCCGUUCAAGCUCGUACCAAAGCCCAGAAUCGCGCCAACGUCCUUCAACUCAAGCUGAUUGGACAGAGUCAUCCAACUGGCCUCACUGCGAAUUUGCUGAAGCUGUUUGAGCCCAGGCCUCCAUUGGAAUACAAACCUCCUCCGGAGAAAAGGAAAUGCCCUCCGCUAACAGGGAUGGCGCAAUUUGUCAACAAGUUUGCUGAGCCCGGUGAACCAGAAUAUUCUCCACCUGUGCCAGUGGUUGAAACUCCUGCAGAAAGAAGGGCGAGAGUGCACAAGUUAAGACUUGAGAAAGGAGCUGCGAAAGCUGCUGAGGAGCUUGAGAAAUAUGAUCCACAAAAUGAUCCAAAUAUAUCAGGAGAUCCAUACAAGACUUUAUUUGUGGCCAGACUUAGUUAUGAGACUACUGAGAGCAGAAUCAAAAGGGAGUUUGAGUCAUAUGGUGCAAUCAAACGGGUUCGACUGGUUACUGAUACUGAGUCAAAUAAGCCCAGGGGUUAUGCAUUCAUUGAGUACCUGCACACAAGAGACAUGAAAGCUGCUUAUAAACAAGCUGAUGGUAGGAAAAUUGAGGGUAGAAGGGUGCUUGUGGAUGUUGAACGUGGGAGGACUGUUCCAAACUGGCGACCCCGCCGCCUAGGUGGUGGGCUAGGUACUACUAGAGUGGGGGGCGAAGAAGUUAAUCAGCGACAUUCGGGGAGGGAGCAACAGCAGUCAGGACCUUCUCGUUCUGAAGAACCCAGAGCGCGAGAGGAUCGACAUGUUGAUCGGGACAGAGAAAAGUCACGCGAAAGAGGUAAGGAUAGAGAACGUGAGCGAUCACGUGAACGAUCUAGCGAUAAGGCUAGGGAUCGUGAUCAUAGAGAGGACAGGCACCACAGAGACAGGGACCGAGAUAGGAAUAGGGACAGAGACAGAGGUAAGGAAAGGGAAAGGGAAAGAGAUCGUGGACGUGAUCGAGAGAGAGGACGUGACCGUGAUCGUGGCCGGGAACGUGAUCGUGAUCGAGAUGUAGAACAUGAUCGUUAUCGCGAAAAAGAUAAGGAUUAUGAAGUUGGGGAAACUGAGCGGGGACGGUCCCAUGAUAGGGGAACUGAUUAUGAUCAUGUUGAAUCUAAACAUGAGAAGGAACCUCAUGGUGAAAGAGAGCGAGGCUAUGAUGAUCAUCGUGGACGGUACAAUCAACCUGGGCAUGGACACAGGCAUGCAGACCCUGAACAUGAUCCUGAUCAGUAUGACCAUUAUGAUCAUCAUAGAGGACGAGUGCAGUACGAUGAAGGAGAUGACCAUGGUGAUUACAAUCAACAUCCUGAUCCUGCUAAGAUUGAAGAUGACCAUCACACUGAACGAGCAAAAUCUAAAUCACGUGACAGGGACAGAAAUCGUGACACGGACCGUGAUUAUCAUCGCUCAGAGAGGUCCCAUUCUCGAGAAUAUGAUUACUAG
Molecule: messenger RNA, 1491 nt
Organism: Lathyrus sativus (Indian pea)
Lineage: Eukaryota; Viridiplantae; Streptophyta; Magnoliopsida; Fabales; Fabaceae
Source: the annotation of a GenBank genome assembly